UGAAUGAAAUAAGUGGGCAGAGCCCUCUUUUACUGUAUAUGAAUACGGAUACAUUCAGCCUAACACAUUUCCCACCCCAUGACCAGUCACAUGACUUCGUCUGUCAGAAAUUCGAAGAUGGCUACGCAUCUGUCUUGCGGUCGGGUGAAUCUGAACAUUCUGAGGGAGGCGAUGCGUAUGGAGCUGCGGGAGUUCUUGGAUAAAUGUGCAGGGAGUAAGGCAAUUGUUUGGGAUGAGUAUCUAACAGGACCCUUUGGGUUAAUCGCUCAGUAUUCCUUGCUGAAGGAGCAUGAAGUUGAAAAAAUGUUUACUUUAAAGUCCGGUCCACUUCCUUCGUCUGAUGUUAAAAACAUUAUCUUUUUUGUCAGACCCAGACUUGAACUAAUGGAUAUAAUUGCUGAUAACAUACAGAGAGAGGAAAGAGGGCGCUUCCCACAAAGAGAUUUCUAUAUUUUGUUUGUACCUCGUCGCAGCAUUUUGUGUGAGCAGCGGCUAAAGGACCUUGGGGUUUUGGGGUCAUUUAUGCACCGAGAUGAAUACCGCCUCAACCUAAUACCAUUUGAUGGGGACCUGCUAUCCAUGGAAUCAGAAAAUGCUUUCAAGGAAUGCUACUUGGAAAAUGAUCAGACAAGCCUUUACCAGGCUGCUAAAGGGCUAACCACUUUGCAGUCUUUAUACGGAACAAUUCCUCAGAUUUGUGGAAAAGGAGAGUGCGCCAGGCAUGUGGCCAACAUGAUGAUCAGGAUGAAAAGGGAGCUAGGUGGAAGUCAGAACCAGAUAACCCCUGUGUUUGACACUCUUCUAUUGCUGGAUCGGAAUGUGGACCUGCUGACACCUCUGGCCACGCAGCUGACUUAUGAAGGGCUCAUCGAUGAAGUCUAUGGAAUUCAGAAUAGUCACGUGAAGUUACCUCCAGAAAAGUUUGCCCCUAAAAAGCAGGGAGAAGGCGGAAAGGAUCUUCCAACUGAGCCAAAGAAACUGCUGUUAAACUCUGCAGAAGAGCUGUACGCAGAGAUCCGAGAUAAAAACUUCAAUGCUGUGGGCUCAGUGCUGAGCAAGAAGGCAAAAAUUAUAUCUGCUGCAUUUGAGGGAAGGCACAAUGCGAAAACAGUGGGAGAGAUCAAGCAGUUUGUUUCACAGUUACCCCACAUGCAAGCCGAGAAAGCCUCUUUAGCCAACCACACAUCUAUUGCUGAACUCAUUAAAGAAAUAACAACUUCAGAAGCUUUCUUUGAUAAUCUAACAGUGGAACAAGAAUUUAUGUCUGGGUUUGACACUGAUAAGGUAAAUCCUUAUAUCGAGGAUUGUAUAGCUAAGAAAGAUCCUAUCAUAAAGAUUCUGCGCUUGGUCUGCCUUCAGUCUGUGUGCAACACUGGGCUAAAGCAAAAGGUUCUGGACUAUUAUAAGAGGGAGAUUCUGCAGACAUAUGGGUAUGAGCACAUAUUAACUCUGCACAAUCUGGAGAAGGCAGGAUUAUUAAAACUUCAGGCCAGCAGUAGAAACAGUUACCCAACUAUCAGGAAGACCCUUCGCCUUUGGAUGGAUGAUGUAAAUGAACAGAAUCCCAAUGACAUAUCCUAUGUAUAUAGUGGUUAUGCUCCCCUGAGUGUGCGUUUGGCACAGAUUCUGGUACGGCCUGGGUGGAGAAGCAUUGAAGAAGUACUCAAAAUCCUCCCCGGGCCUCAGUUUGAAGAACGUCAAUCCCUACCUCCCGGCUUGCUGAAAAAAAGGCAGCAGGGAGAGAACAAGGUGAUUCUGGUCUUCUUCCUGGGAGGGGUGACAUUUGCAGAGAUUGCAGCAUUGCGCUUCCUGUCUCAGAUGGAGGAUGGAGGAACAGAAUAUAUCAUUGCUACUACUAAACUCAUUAGCGGCACUACAUGGAUUAAAUCCCUGAUGGAGAAGCUUGAGCCUCCCCCAUUUUAAAGGCACAGCUCAUACUAGGAAAUGAAUCCCUGUUACCUGUGGCUGCUGAAGGGGAGAUAUCCCUAUUUAUUAUGAUUUUUUUGGCAAACUGCUAGUCCACAAUAACGAAGCGAAACUUUCAGUACAAGACACCCGGUACAGUUUGGUAAUACUGUAUGAGUGUAUGGACAGCAAGGCCUACAUUGCUACCAACAUCAGUGGCUAAUAUAUAUUGUAUGUAUAAAACAUACAGAUACUGUUCAGACCUGCUUUCUUGGAAGAGAGAAAAUGGAAGAGACUGAGAGUGAUUGUAGUUUAAAUGUUAUAUUGAAACAAAUGGCUCAGAUGUCCUGGGUUCUCAAGACUGUAAAUCAUGAUUGUUUUAUAUAGUAACUAUUAGAGAGGGAUAUAUACAUACCAGCCCAAGGACCAGUAACACCAAAAGAGUUAGGGUCCCAUAUAGUCCUUAGUAUUGGCACCAGGCUAAAGUUUUUUCUUUUGGAGGAGCCAGGGUGUGCUGGUGAGUUUUUCUUUAUCUUAAAUAUUUGCCACAUUAUAUGUGUGUAUGUACAUAUCUGUCCCAUUUUGUUUUGCCAAAAAAAUGUGCGAAAUGGCAAAGAUUUGCAAAAUGCAUUGAACUCAGUGGGCUUUUCUGCAGAAAUUUUUUCCAUGCCACUCAACUUUUUUUUUUUUUUUUUUUGCAGCCAUUGGCGUCUAUGGGCUUUUUUUCAUGGCAAAACUUGGAAAAAUAUUUUCCUCAUCACUAGUACAUAAUUUGCCCAGAAAUGCCUUUUCUGUACAGUGUUGUUCAUUCUCUAGAUUUAUAGCAAGGUAAUAAUGUCAUAGUAAAAAACACAAACGCUUCUUCUUAGGAAAAGACCUGACUGUAUUAGUCCUGUUGAUGGGAUUCACCUUAUAUAUUAUAAACUGUUUCUGCUUGCAGAAUUCAGAGCCAGGAACAGAGUGGAGAGCCUUACUGUAAAGCCUGCAUCAUGUUAUUUGCUUCAGAAACUACGGAAUAUUCUGACUAAUACUAAAUGAUAUAUAAUGUAUAUAAAUCAGUUUCUUUGCUCAGUAACCUCUUGGGGACACAUUAAGUAAAAUGCUUAACAUUUCUCAUUUUUUUAUUUUUAAAAAUUUGAAUAAACUCAUAUCCCCGAA
Messenger RNA from Xenopus tropicalis (tropical clawed frog), 3063 nucleotides. The record is from RefSeq and is a predicted model, not a curated record. NCBI's taxonomy places the organism in Eukaryota, Metazoa, Chordata, Amphibia, Anura, Pipidae.